AUGCUGAUUUCGAGAUCUGCAUCUGCCCUCCUCCGUGGGAGAAUAUGCAGUCCUUCAAAAGUGAUUCUGACAGCGCGAAAUCGAGGACUUCUUACCCUCGCCAUUGAAACGUCAUGCGACGAUACAUCAGUUGCGAUUGUCGAGAAAAAAGACCGAUCCCGAGAUGCCACCGCGAGAAUCCAUUUCCUCGAGAAUGUGACGGCAGAUACUAGGGAAUAUCGCGGCAUUCACCCCAUUUUAGCACUUGAAUCACAUCAGGAGAAUCUGGCCAAACUCGUCGAUAAGGCGCUCCGGCACCUACCCCCCGUGUCAGAAGAUGGCGAAGAUAUAUCAAAUUGGAUAAAACUGGCAGAUGGCUCUCAACGGCGCAAGCCGGAUUUCGUCUCGGCCACGCGCGGGCCUGGGAUGCGCGCGAACCUCUUCACUGGACUCGAUACAGGCAAAGGCCUGUCCGUCGCAUGGCAGAUCCCAUUUGUCGGCGUCCAUCAUAUGCAAGCUCAUCUCCUCACUCCUCGACUUAUUUCCGCCAUGAGCCGGGCGCAAUACGGCAGCGAUGUCGCCUCUACCAACGCACCUCUAACCCCCGAGUUUCCCUUCCUGUCUAUACUUGUCUCCGGUGGUCAUUCAAUGCUUGUCGAAUCUACUUCUAUCACGGACCAUACUAUAAUGGCCUCGACUGCGGAUAUCGCCAUCGGCGAAUCUCUCGAUAAAGCUGCGCGAGAAAUCCUCCCAACCUCGGUCCUCAACGAAGCCAAAACUACAAUGUACGGCAAACUGCUGGAACGGUUUGCCUUUCCCAACGGCGGCGCCGACUGGAGCAGCUACUGUGCUCCCAAGACCCGAGGCGAGGAGCUGAUCAAGCAGCCGAGCCCGUGGGGCUGGACCCUCACGUCCCCCUUUGCCAAUACCCGGCAGCUGCAGUUCAGCUUCUCGUUUUUACCGAGCAUGAUCAACAAAUUGAUGGGAGCGAAGAAGACAGUCGGCGAGAACGUCUCGGAUGAGGAGCGAGUUGCUCUAGCCCGUGAGGCGAUGCGCGUCUGCUUCGAGCAUCUUGGUUCGCGGACGAUCAUCGCUCUUGAAGAGCUGCAGCGGAAAGCGCGGAACAAGGGUGUCCCAGAGGUCAAAACUCUCGUUAUUAGCGGUGGAGUCGCGGCUAAUAGGUUUCUGAUGGCUGUGCUGCGGUCGUUCCUUGAUGUCCGCGGGUUCGGACAUGUUGAGAUUGUUGCGCCGCCGCCGUACUUGUGUACGGACAAUGCGGCCAUGAUUGGGUGGGCUGGGAUUGAGAUGUUCGAGGCAGGCUUCAGCACGGAUCUCGGUGGUAGGGCUCUUAGGAGGUGGGCUCUUGAUCCGCGCGCUGAGGACGGUGGUCUUUUGGGCGCUAAUGGGUGGAUGAUAAAAUAA
Molecule: messenger RNA, 1401 nt
Organism: Aspergillus lentulus
Lineage: Eukaryota; Fungi; Ascomycota; Eurotiomycetes; Eurotiales; Aspergillaceae
Source: RefSeq, a predicted model, not a curated record